Molecule: messenger RNA, 1062 nt
Organism: Penicillium taxi
Lineage: Eukaryota; Fungi; Ascomycota; Eurotiomycetes; Eurotiales; Aspergillaceae
Product: inositol monophosphatase family protein
Exons: 5
Coding region: 1-1062 (353 amino acids)
Biological process (GO): phosphatidylinositol phosphate biosynthetic process; inositol metabolic process; signal transduction
Molecular function (GO): inositol monophosphate 1-phosphatase activity
Source: RefSeq, a predicted model, not a curated record
AUGGCUGUUGACCCUCUCUCACAAGAUGAGCUGAAUGAAAUAUAUACCUUUGCGGUGGACCUCGGCCGCAAAGCUGGAAAGAUACUGAUGGACCGUAUCGAGAUGCGGAUCUCUAGAAGCGAGGCUCAAUCGCAGAAAUUUGAGGAAAAGGAGAAUGCCGUUGAUAUCGUGACUCAGACCGAUGAGGAUGUUGAACUAUUUAUCCGGACAGCUCUUCAGACUAAAUAUCCCAAGCACAAGUUCGUCGUCUUCUUACCCCGCACUUCGUACAACCAAGUUAACCUCCACCCCAGAUUUCUCGGCGAGGAAAGCUAUGCCAAAGGCCAGUCGCGCGAUUACCUUAUUGACGAACAUCCGACAUGGUGUGUCGAUCCACUAGAUGGAACCGUCAACUACACCCACAUCUUCCCCAUGUUCUGCGUCUCAAUCGCCCUCAUCGUCCAACACCGCCCCGUAAUCGGAGUCAUCUACCAGCCCUUCACAAACCAACUCUUCUCCUCCUGCACCGGCCGUGGUGCCUGGCUCAACGAGACACGCCGGCUGCCACUCAUCCAAAACCCGUCUAUCCCACCCAUGCCAGCUAAUGCACCGUCACAAUGUAUCUUCUCUUGUGAAUGGGGCAAGGACCGCCGUGAUAUACCGGACGGAAAUAUGCAUCGUAAGAUCGAGAGCUUUGUGAACAUGGCUGCGGAGUUGGGCUCGCGUAAUGGGAAGGGUGGUAUGGUGCAUGGUAUGCGCAGCUUGGGUAGUGCUACCCUUGAUUUGGCAUACGUAGCUAUGGGAUCAUUUGAUAUUUGGUGGGAAGGCGGCUGUUGGGAGUGGGAUGUUGCGGCUGGAUUUGCGAUUCUUCUUGAAGCUGGUGGGUUGAUCACUACUGCUAACCCACCUGAGAAUGUGGACACUGCUCCUAUUGAAGAAGUGCGCAUGGGAAGCCGGUUGUAUCUCGCUAUCAGACCUGCUGGCCCCUCAGACACUGAAACUGGCCGCGAGUCACAGGAACGUACAGUGCGGGAAGUUUGGCGGCGGGUCCGUCACCUUGAAUAUACACGCCCUGGGGCUUAA